AGUUGUAAAUAUCUGAAUUUUUAUGUUUAUUUUCUAUUAUAUCUCAUAAGUGAUGUUGUAAUUUGUAUACAUCAUAUUUAUAGUAUUGUUACUUCCUAUAAUGAAAUGGGUCUUUUAAGAAAAACAAUAAAUUGGUAUGCCAAGUUAGCUCCCGGUUGGGGUCGUUCCUUGCCUCCUUACGAACAUGUUGUUCAAAUCGGUGAUCCGAUAUUACGUAAAGUCUCAGAACCAGUACCGGUAGACAAAAUUAAAACUGAUGAAAUACAGAAAGUAAUACAAAAGUUAAAAUAUGUGCUUGAUAAAUAUGGUAGUGUAGGAAUGGCUGCGCCCCAGAUAGGAGUAAAUUUAAGAAUAUUCGUUAUGAGAUUAACCGCGACGCAGAUAGCGAAAAUCCCCGCAGAAACUAUAAAACUGAAGAAUAUGUCAGUAGUACCUCUUACUGUUUUCGUGAACCCUAAACUAAAAGUAGUCGAUUAUAAUAAAAUUAUACACAGUGAAGGCUGUGAAAGUGUAAGAUCAUUUUCAGCAGAUGUUGCAAGAUAUAAUGAAGUCCAAGUUAAAGGAUAUAAUGCAGAUGGAGAAGAAAUAUUGCAUGUGUUUAAAGGUUGGCCAGCAAGAAUAGCCCAACACGAAAUGGACCAUUUAGAUGGUAAACUAUACACAGACAUCAUGGACAGGAAAAGCUUACAUUGUAUAUGUUGGGACGAAGUCAAUUUAUCAAAAGGCAAGAUUGUAAUACCAUUCUGUCCACAAUAAUUGUUAGUGUAAAUGUAUAAUUGUUUAUUGUUAGUAAAUUAUUAAAAAAAUAUGUAUUCUCGUUACAAUAUCUUGGCAUCAUCA
Vanessa tameamea is the source of this 840-nucleotide messenger RNA. RefSeq names its product peptide deformylase, mitochondrial-like. Gene Ontology annotation, molecular function: peptide deformylase activity. Gene Ontology annotation, biological process: peptidyl-methionine modification. Gene Ontology annotation, cellular component: mitochondrion. The transcript has 3 exons. Bases 106 to 756 code for a protein of 216 amino acids. The record is from RefSeq and is a predicted model, not a curated record. Lineage: Eukaryota; Metazoa; Arthropoda; Insecta; Lepidoptera; Nymphalidae.